AUGGGUCAUCGUGUCAACCUGCUAUUUUGCAUCUGUCUCUCCGUGAUCUUGGUUGCAUCAGCUGCGAGACUGCCCAACUAUGGCGUUUGGAAAGGGACAGCGACGUUUUUCUCUGCGCCUCGGAGCCCUUCAGGACGAACGGCACUUUUGACCAUUCGAGAUGGCAAGACCUACCACACUAGUCCCGUUCCUACACCCCCACCAAACAUCAAUAUACUCGCAACUCUCAGCAUGGAAGCACCAGAGAUUUACGAUACUCGUAUCGUGUAUUGGAUAGAUCGCAACUUCACGGCUUCUCUCGUGUCAGACAGCUUCCUCUUGGCGAAUCUGAAGCCCGGAUACCACAAUAUUCCAUCAACUGAGGAGGACCCUCACAGUGUCCCAGGACUUGACAUGGUGGCAGAUGGGCAUAUUGACAUGAGAAAGGGCGUAUUCGGAAUACACAACGCUCCAGGACAUUUUACAGAUGUUAAAGACGUGAUGAAGUCCUUUUUUGACCCGGCUAUCGAGGCGCAGGCAGAUAUUUGGGUCUGGGGCCAACGAGGAGAAAAUGGAAAAGGAUUUGUUAUGCAUCAUGUCCAAAUGAAUCAAGGGCAUUCGGGAACACUCGCCGAAGAGAAUGGACGAGGCCAAGACGGCGGUGUCAUAGUCAGGUACUACGACCACUGGGAGGCGCUGUUCAUCGCGUUUCCUCAGCAGGCGGCCAUCACGGAUGAAGCGGGAGAGCCCGUUGGCGAUGUCUUGGCUAAUAUCGUUGGUCGUGGGUAG
Messenger RNA from Colletotrichum siamense, 768 nucleotides. RefSeq lists its product as uncharacterized. NCBI's taxonomy places the organism in Eukaryota, Fungi, Ascomycota, Sordariomycetes, Glomerellales, Glomerellaceae. Bases 1 to 768 code for a protein of 255 amino acids. The transcript has a single exon. The record is from RefSeq and is a predicted model, not a curated record.